Molecule: messenger RNA, 998 nt
Organism: Condylura cristata (star-nosed mole)
Lineage: Eukaryota; Metazoa; Chordata; Mammalia; Eulipotyphla; Talpidae
Gene: GABARAPL2
Product: GABA(A) receptor-associated protein-like 2
Exons: 4
Coding region: 128-481 (117 amino acids)
Biological process (GO): autophagosome assembly; macroautophagy; autophagy of mitochondrion
Cellular component (GO): autophagosome membrane; autophagosome; cytosol
Molecular function (GO): ubiquitin protein ligase binding
Source: RefSeq, a predicted model, not a curated record
CGGCAGCCGGAAGUCCCGCCUGCCGUGUAGUCUCCGUCGCCGCCGCCGCUGCCGUCGUUGUUGUUGUGGUUGGUGAGCUGAACUCCGCGGCUCGGAGAGCCGGCUGCUUCCCUUCCCCGCCGCCGCCAUGAAGUGGAUGUUCAAGGAGGACCACUCGCUGGAACACAGAUGCGUGGAAUCCGCCAAGAUUCGAGCAAAGUAUCCUGACCGGGUUCCGGUGAUUGUGGAAAAAGUCUCAGGCAGUCAGAUUGUCGACAUUGACAAACGGAAGUAUCUGGUUCCAUCUGACAUCACUGUGGCUCAGUUCAUGUGGAUCAUCAGGAAAAGGAUCCAGCUUCCUUCUGAAAAGGCAAUCUUCCUGUUUGUGGAUAAGACAGUCCCACAGUCCAGCCUAACCAUGGGACAGCUUUACGAGAAGGAAAAAGAUGAAGAUGGAUUCUUGUAUGUGGCCUACAGUGGAGAGAACACUUUUGGCUUCUGAGGGCCAGUGCUGGGCUGGGUGCACCGUUCCUGCUUGUGUAUCUUGUAAAUAGCCGGCCAUUUUCAGUUAUGACACCAGAACCUCUUCACAUAGACCUUUUAGUGCAUUUGUAACUGGAUUUAUUUCUUAAUAUAUUGGAAGGUUUUGUUUCCUUAGACUAGUAAAUUAUCAUACAGAGUUUUAUUUUGAGUUUUUCUUUUUGUGCACUGUCCUCAUGGCUACACUCUCCAGGGAACUUGUUCCUCUGGGAAUCAUAUUUAAUGAAGAUAUUUCCAUAUUGAAGUGAGGUAGGUGGGUUAUAAAAGUGAAAGGGAGGGAGAUGAUACAUUUAACCUGGAUUAUGUUUGAAGUGUUAGAUGGCUAAGUAUUAAGCAUCCAAAUUAAAUCCUUAGCAAUCAGAAUACUUGCUUCACUAGAUUUUGCCAACUGCCAAUCAUGUUGGACCGAGCUAAUCUGUUCCUCUUUCUGAAACUAUUAAGGUAAAUAAUUAACAAUAAAACUUCCUCUUAUAAAGGCA